GAGCCGCCUCCACGCAUGGGCUGCCCCGCGGCAUCAUGGGAGCUCGCCGCAGGCUGGUACGGUCGGCCGCUUUCCACGCACCUGCACCUGCGCACAACUCCAGGGCGCUCUUUUGGAGGCCUUCUGAGGAGAUCAGGGAUUCACUUUCCGCUACCAGCUCCCUUGCGGAAGGUCAGUGUUCUCCGUGGAAACGCUGCACUUCCCCAAAGUGAGAAACGUGGGACUCCGCUCUGUCCGACCAGAUGGUACAGCCCGGAACGGCAAGUCAGAGCACGAACUUCCCUGAGUGACCUCACUGGCGAUCACUUCCGCUCCGGGGUCUGGAAUACCGGAGGCUCUUUGGGGAGAACACCGAGAAAGGCACUUCCUGUGUCUGUUGCCAAGGCACCGCCCUGGUGGGCCGGAGCGGCGACAUUAUUGGCGUCGUCCUCUCCCCCCUUCCUGGGGGUCGAGAUGUCGGGGCUCAGCCAGCCAGAGAUGGAGGGCUGUCGUAAUCUGCUCGGCCUAGUGGACAACGACGAGAUCAUGGCCCUAUGCGACACCGUCACCAACCGCCUGGUGCAGCCCAAGGACCGCCAAGAUGCCAUUCGUGCAAUAUUAGCCUACAGUCAAAGUGUAGAAGAACUUCUGAAGCGUAAAAAAGUCCACCGAGAAAUCAUAUUUAAGUACUUGGCAACACAGGGGGUGGUUAUACCUCCAGCUACUGAAAAACAUAAUCUCAUUCAGCAUGCAAAAGAUUACUGGAAAAAACAAUCACAACUGAAAUUGAAAGCAACACCAGAGCCAGUUACAAAGAGAGAAGACAUCCGACUCUUUCAAAAACAGGAGAAAGAAGAUAAAAAAGCAGAAAAGGUUGAUUUUCGUCGAUUAGGCAAAGAAUUCUGUCGAUGGUUCUUUGAGCUUCUUAAUUCUCAGAAUCCUCUUCUGGGACCACCUCGAGAUGAAUGGGGACCACAGCACUUCUGGCAUGAUGUCAAGCUUAGGUUUUAUUACAACACGGUGGAACGAAAUGUGGUAGACUACCAUGGAGCAGAAAUGGUGAGCCUUCGUUUGCUGUCACUAGUGAAAGAAGAAUUUCUUUUUCUUAGCCCCAACCUAGAUUCCCAUGGACUGAAGUGUGCUUCUUCUCCCCAUGGGCUAGUUAUGGUUGGAGUUGCCGGGACUGUCCACAGGGGGAACACUUGUUUGGGCAUUUUUGAACAAAUUUUUGGACUCAUCCGCUGCCCCUUUGUGGAAAAUACUUGGAAAAUCAAAUUUAUCAACCUGAGAAUUGUUGGAGAGAGUUCCCUUACUCCUGGAGCAUUACAGAAGCCAACGGUUACAUUUGAGCCAAGUGAUCUAGAGGCCUUUUAUAAUGUAGUCUCUUUAUGUGGUCUCCAACGAGGCACGACCUAAGGGAAAGCAGACAGUGGAUAGUGGGAGUGGAGACCGAGCUUUAUGUGCUAGAAGUGAAGCAUUGCUGAAGAAAAGAGAACUGAAUUUACCGCUAAAGCACUGAGUAUCAUAUGUCAUCAUAAAAAAUCUUCAGAAACCCUUCCAAAUACUAUAUCAGUAAUAUCUAAUUGAUUUCAGAUGUGAGGAUUGACAUAUUUUAGUUGAAAAUACCUCUCUUGACUACGAAUUGAUGUGGGAAUACUUGCCCCUUUCUGCGUGAGUUGCAGCAGAUGUUCUGAGAGCGUAAUGCAGUUCAUCGGAUGAGUCCCACUUUAGAUGUUAUAGCUAAUGGUGUGCCUUAGAAGCCAGGGAGUGCUUUCGUCUUCCUCAGCGAGUAUCCUAAUAUCUCCGGUUUUCCAGUGGGAAAGGGCUGUAGCGUUCAGGGCUUCACCUCUUAGGUUUCUCAUUUACUGUUAUCUAAAUCUAGAUAAUCAGAUACUUUACAAAUGCAUCUCACUACAGUGUUGUUAAAAAGGUUAAAUAUUUUAGAGAAGUUUAAUGUAAACUCAAAAUUCUCAUUUUAGGAAACUUGGAUGACAUGACGUUCUUAAUGCAAAAAACCCAAUAAUUUAGCAGGUGGAGAAAAAUUUACCUGUUGAAGUAUGUGAGAAACAUUUUUCAAAGUUACCUGCUGUAGUUCAAGCUAAAUAUCUUUUAUAAUCUAUAAUAUUUCUGAACUGUUUUGGACAAUGAUAAAUGCUGUUCCCAAAACAAACCUUAUUCUUACCUAGGCCCCAAUUAACAGUUUUAUAGAGCAUUUAUAUUACUGCCUUGUACGAAAAAACAUACUGUUGAAAUUUUUAAAAAGGUGUGUCUGGUUCCUAGCUUUUAAAUACACUGUUCUUCUUGGUUAAACUUGGAAGAGGUAACAAAAAAACCUACAAAUUUAUAACGUGUGCAUACAUAUAUGCAUAUGUUAUACAUCUGUGUCAUAAACUAGAAUUAUUAGGAGCUUUUCACUUCUCAUUUGUGUUACUGUAUUUGAGUUAUAAGGCUGAGUUGCCAGAUUAAUUUCAUAAUUGCUUUAAAGUUCAAAAUCCUUGUCACCCAGCAACUGGCUUUAGUUGCUAAUUGUAAUUUACAGAAGUACCAUUUGGAAAAAAAAAAUUCAACUGGAAAAUUGUGAUAAUGUACAUGUUAAAUUUUACAUUUAACUCUGCUCGUGAUCAUCUAAGGAGAUUGACAUAUGAACGUUUGACACAGGAGGAGAAAACUUAUCUUUUUUUUUUUUUUAAUUCCAUGCCUCUUGUGAGGAGUGCAAGUUGAUAUGUCCUAAAGUAAGAACUUAAUAAAGGAGGGAAAUGCCAUUUUCCUGCUCUAAGAAUAGUGUAUUGUUUAGUUUUAAUUUACAGUUGUCUUACGCUUAGAUAAUAAAGUUUUAGGCAGUUAACCAAAAUAAAGCUAAUUUCACUACUGCUUGUUACACUGUCAGUGUGAUAUAAUUAAGUGUAGAGAAAACAGCAGUUCACAAAAUAAUUACCUCUUUGUACACAUUCAGGUGACAAGUCUGUCUUUGACCCAUCCUGUAGCUCUCCUCAGACUGAAAGAAUGAGUAACUAAAGCCAGAUUGUUUCUCUUCCUUAAGCUUGAAGUAUCCAUCAUAAAGUACAAUAGGUAAAUAUCCUGAGUAAAGGAUAAAAUCGAAAACCAUUCUCGCUGUUUUCUUCUUGCUAUUAAUGUCAGUUACUCCAUAUCCAGUUCAUGGGCAGGGAUUACUUCUAGUUAUCUUCAUUAUUGAUUUUUUGAAUUUGUAUAAAUAAGGCCCAAAUAAGACUGUAAUCUGCAUGUAGUUUUAGUCACCCUUAAAAAUUUGAAAACUUCCUGAUAGACCCAGUGUAAAGGAUUGGGAGUGUUAUAUUUCGUGUGAAUCCUCGUAGCAGGAUGUACAUCAGGGCUUAAUGUUUGAGCGAAUAUGUGAAUGAAUGAGUAGAAGCUUACAUAUAGUGAAAAAGACUUUUCUGCCUGUAGAUCUUGUCUUUGGUUUUUCCCCAUCAGUGGUGGAGUUUGGUCACAUAAUUUGUUUGAAUUUAUUAAGUGAAUUUUAAACCCUAAAACAACUUAGAUUUGGGAGGAGAGCUACACUAUACUUAAAAGCCUACGAUCAGAUCAUGUUAUAUUUGAGGGCCCAAAGACUACCUAGGAGACCUUGUGGCGCGAUGAUGAAGCAUUCAGCUGCUAACUGAAAGGUUGGCAGUUUGAACCUAUCAGCAGCUCUGUGGGAGAAAAGACCUGGUGAUGUGCUCCUGUAAAGAUUACAGUCUGCUCUGUCAUACAGGGUUGCUAUGAGUUGGAAUUGAUUUGAUGGCACACAAGAACAAAGACUUACAUAGAAAACACUAUAGAAUAUGAAUAUGGGAUAUGAAAAGACCAUACUCUGAGGAAGAAGACCUGAAAGAAUUGAAAUUCAUUCACGAACGUUGAAGCUUGACUGGGCCUUUGAGAAGGGCCAAAGGCACACUUAGCACAGUGCAAGAAUUGAGCUCUUUUACCAGCUUUUUAGUCUGUGUUAAGCAAUGGCAGGGAUUCAACUUUAGGUCUCUCUUUUGCUCUGUUAUAUCCAGCUAGUAUUUGCGAAGUCUGUGGAGUGCAGUGGUAAAGAAUACAGUACUCUACAUUUGUAGUAAUGGGAGCACCUGGGCUUUAUUUCUUGUAGGCUAAUUUCUAUAUCCUAAAGAAGGGUAUACAUCAUUAAGUAUCCUUUUUCGUUAAGAAAAAAAGAUCUUAAAUAGUUAAAUUAGAGUAUUUUAUUAGCAUCUAGAAUGCUGAAAAAAUCUUUGGUUUCCUGUGUCUUAUUAAAUAUGAAACUGUAGUGAAAAAGCUACCCUUAAUUUAUUAAGUCAACUUGCAAAAGGCAAACACAGAUAGGGCAGGAAAAUGUUUCUGGAUUUUCAGAAAGGUAACAUUUUUUUAUGCUCAAGGAAAGCUAAUUGCCUAGAAAGUAAUUGUAAGAGACCGUAAUAACACUAGAAAGGGAUUUAAAGAAUGGGGAUUUAAAAAAGAUUAAAAGCGAUAAUCAGAAACAUUUUACUUUGACAAAAUGACUCUAUGACUAAGAUCACAAAAAUGGAUGAAACCAUACCUUAACAUCUUCAUUACCAUCUCCAUUUUCAUGAAUUUAGGUACCCUUUCGUGCACUGGUUCUUAAUUUGGAUUUGGUGUUGAGGGGAGGCAUCGACCUUUUGGCAAAUUGAUGAAAGCUAUAAUCCUUCUCCCCGGGAAGAAAAUACAUUUUGCAUAUAGCGUUAUAAUUUUUGCAUACUUCAUCAAGUCCAUGAACCUCCCUAAAGCACACGAGUCCCGUAGAGAUCCUUAUACUCCAUGUUAAAAAGUACUGCCAUAGUAGUUAACGUUUUCCGCAGACGACUACUCUCCUGUAUUAAAAAAAAUUGCAUAUGUAUGUAUAUAUACAAACACACACAUACACACACACAUGCAUAUAUAUAUAUACUUGGAAAAAUUGAUGGCAUUGUCAGAGUUCCUAAGCUAGGGGACUAAGGGUUUCUUACAAAUGAAAGGCUGGUCUCUUUAGAAAAUGUCAUUAGUUUAUGAUAAUUGUUACUUGUGAAUUUUGUUUUUUAAGAGAUGUUAGAUAUGAAGGCAAAACCUACAGCAAUAGUGCCAUGGAAUGCGGACAUUAAUUUAGAGUUUUGUUUUGACAAGAACAAUGAAUAUGCUUUGGAGAAAGUGACAAAAAUGUGAAAAGAAAAAAAUUUUUAAAUAUUCUCCAGAUCUUU
Molecule: messenger RNA, 5168 nt
Organism: Loxodonta africana (African savanna elephant)
Lineage: Eukaryota; Metazoa; Chordata; Mammalia; Proboscidea; Elephantidae
Gene: C20H3orf38
Product: chromosome 20 C3orf38 homolog
Exons: 3
Coding region: 16-1395 (459 amino acids)
Source: RefSeq, a predicted model, not a curated record